AUGGCGAAUUUAUUAACACGCCAACAAGUAAUGGACACUAUUGCUGCUGCUGGUAUCCCAUUUGACAAAGAAGCUACAUUGGUCCAGUUAAGAGGUUUAUACGAUGAUGUAAUCGCUGGUCGUGCCGUGAACAGAAGUGAAGAAACAGAUGCAGAUGCUCAGCUGAACGUGUACAAUAAUGUGCCAGAGAUUGGUGAAAAUAAAUUAUCAGAAGAUGGUGAUCGACGUGAACGUGAGAGAAUGAUUGAAGAGGAGGAGUAUCUUGAUCGCAUGCUGGCAAUUGCUAGGAAGAAACGCGAGCUAGCUGAGUUGCAGCAAGAGAUUGGUCAAGGGUCUGAGUCACAGGAUAUUAAAAAGUGGGUUGCUGAGCUGGAGAAUGUGUUUGAAAUCCUUCAGUGUAAUGAUCGUGAAAAACUGAUUGCUGUUCGCCAUUUGGUUUGUGGUCACGCAAGACGAUUCAUUGACAUAAUUUCGGUGCGCUCAUAUGAGGACAUAAAAGCUGCAUUGUUAGAUGAGUUUCAAUGUAAAUUUUCGCUGCAAGAUAUCUUCAACCAAUUAAAAUCACGUUGCAUCAAAUCGGGAGAAACGCCACGCCAGUAUGUAACUGAAAUGCAAUAUAUUGCUAGUCGAGCCGAUAUUCCAGAGACCGAUUUAGUCGAUAUUAUAAUAGAAGGACUAAAUGAUAAAACGUCUACAGUAUCAAUGUUGUAUGGCGCGUCGUCUAUUCGGGAACUUAAAGUGUUGAUGGAACGAUACGAGAGAAAGAGGAAAACCAUAAAAACACAGAAAAGUAUUGCGUCAGAAGUCAAGCAAGGUCAGGCUGAUAUUAACAGUGUGCGCUGCUUCAAUUGCUUUCAAUACGGUCAUUACCAAGAUGCAUGUACAGCUCCGAGACGACCACCAAAUUCGUGUUUCGUAUGUGCUGAGGUUGGGCAUACUCGCCAUAAUUGCCCUCGUCGUGGUGGAUCAAAUAAUUCAAAGGUGGCAGCUGCAGUUGGAGAUGAUGAGGAACCCGAACGAUGCCAGUUAGCUGAACGUUUAGCUCCUAAUAAUUUGGUAAGUAUUGCUUUCCAUCAAAGGGAGAAGUGCACUGACUUGAUUUCUUUCUUGGCUUUGUUUGACACGGGCAGUCCUAUCAGUUUCAUUAGAAGAUCAUGUGUGCCCGCAACGGUUGAAGUAAAUGUUGAUUGGAAACUAUCGUGCUACCGUGGAAUGGAUUCUGAGGCUGUGGUGCCGUUGUUGGUGGGGCGUGAUCUUUUGGGAAGGAUGGGAGUUGGUUUGUGUCAGAUAGAGACAAUUAGAUAUAAGAAAUAUGAUCUGUUGAAAAUGAAUGAUCAAAAUAAAAUUUCUAUAGCGGACAAUGUCAUAAGUGCCCUUCGACUUUUUGAUAUAUGUAAAUAUCCGUCAAGUAAUUCUGAGGCUGCUCCAAUCAUAGGAAAAGAAUAUAUUGUUUUAAAGGGUGUUGACCCUGAAGUGAAUAUUCUGUUAGAUAUGAAGAGUUGCGAGGCUCGUAUUAUGGCAGGUUUAGAUGAGGUUUGUUUGGUGGAUUAUAAUGAUUUGUCUAAAAAUAUUAAAGUGAUUCUAGCUGUAAAUUUAACUGAGGAGUGUGAUGUCGGACAUCUAAUAAAUAUCGAUAUCCAAUUGAAUAAAGCAGAUGCAGAUAUUAUGCGUAACCUUAUUAAAACAAUGUAUGAGACUAGGGGCAAACUGGGGGUUGGUAAUUACUCAAUGGAAAUUAAACUAAAGAAUGAUACGCCAGUGUACACAAGGCCGCUAAUUAAACUUACGUAUAAAAAUGUGGUAUUUAAAUGGACAGAUGAAUGUAUGAAUGCUUUUGCGUUAUUGAAGGAAAAGUUAACUGAGCCUCCAGUGUUAUGUAUAUUCGAUCCCAAACGUGAUACGGAGUUACAUACGGAUGCAAGUUCUUAUGGAUAUGGUGCAGUACUGUUGCAAAAACAGGAUAAUAAUAAAUAUCAUCCGGUUGCAUAA
Molecule: messenger RNA, 1989 nt
Organism: Rhagoletis pomonella (apple maggot)
Lineage: Eukaryota; Metazoa; Arthropoda; Insecta; Diptera; Tephritidae
Exons: 4
Coding region: 1-1989 (662 amino acids)
Molecular function (GO): nucleic acid binding; zinc ion binding
Source: RefSeq, a predicted model, not a curated record